UUAUUUAUAUAAACAACCUCAACUCAUCUCUCGUUCCAACUCAUUCUAUAUUCCAAGUACUCACCAUGUUUCUCUCCUUGCUCCUCUGUCUCUCGCUCUGCCUCACGCUACUCUCGUUUCUUCUCACAUUUUUCUUAUCUCGUAAAAAUCCGAUAUCGUAUCCUCUUAUCGAUAGCCUAUUCGUAUUUUACAAAAAUCGAUAUCGGUUGAUACAUGCUAGCCUAGUAGCAUUUUACAAAAAUCGAUAUCGGUUAAUAUAUUGGUACACUGAGCUCCUCUCGGAGUCUCUUAUUGGUAGCCUAGUAGCAUUUUACAAAAAUCGAUAUCGGUUGAUACAUUGGUACACUGAGCUUCUCGCGGAGUCGAGUUCGGGGACUAUUGUAGUCAGGCGGCUCGGCGCGCAACGAACUAUUGUGACGGCUAAUGAGAAAAAUGUGGAGUAUAUUUUGAAAACGAAGUUUAGUAAUUUUCCUAAGGGGAAAGCGUUUACGGAAUUUCUGGGGGAUUUUCUCGGGUACGGGAUUUUUAAUGUGGACGGGGAGAUGUGGAAGUCGCAGAGGAAGCUUGCGUGUCAUGAGUUUAGCACGAGGUGUUUACGGGAGUUUGUUGUUAAGGUUUUGGAAGACGAGGUGGAGAAUCAGCUCGUGCGAGUGCUUGAGAAUGCGGUGGAGAAUGAAAGUGUGGUGGAUUUGCAAGUGGUUUUGAAGAGGUUUGCUUUUGAUACUAUUUGUAAAGUUGCGUUAGGGUUUGAUCCGUCUCAGAUGGAUUCGUCUGAGACGGAUCGGUUAGCUUGUGCAUUUGAUACGGCCUCGAUGUUUAGUGCCAUGCGCGGGGGCGCAAUGGUGAAUGCGGUGUGGAAAUUGAAGAGAUGGCUUAAUGUUGGAUCGGAGAAACGGCUUAAAGAGGCCGUGGCAGUGGUGCAUGACGCGGUUGAUGAGAUUAUUUUAGUCGAGAAAAAUAAAAUGAGGUUGAAUCGCGGGGAAAAUAGUGAAAAUAGCGAAAAAAGUCUACUAUGGAGGCUUUUAUCAGCGGGAAUUGAUGAUGGACUGGUUCGAGACAUGGUCAUCAGUUUCCUGAUGGCGGGUCGGGACACGACGUCCUCAGCAAUGACCUGGCUGUUCUGGCUAAUUUCGCAAAAUCAGGACGUUGAGGAAAGGCUGUUGAAUGAAAUUCUUUUGUCUAGUGAGGAAUUAGUAUUCGAUGAAUUGAAGGAAAUGAGGUACAUGAAAGCCUGCAUUUCCGAGUCAAUGAGGCUGUAUCCACCGGUGGUUUGGGACUCGAAACACGCGGCCAACGACGACGUUUUGCCUGACGGGACGGUGGUGUACAAGGGGAACAGAGUGACCUAUUUUCCUUAUGGAAUGGGGAGAAUGGAGGAGCUUUGGGGGAAAGACCGGUUGGAGUUUAGACCGGACCGGUGGCUCGAUGAAUCGGGUGGUUUAAAGAUGGUGAGUCCUUACAAGUAUCCGGUUUUCCAGGCCGGUCCGAGAGUGUGCUUGGGAAAGGAAAUGGCUUUCAUACAGAUGAAAUAUGCGGUGGCAUCGGUUUUGAGACGGUUUGUGAUAAAACCGGUUUGUUUGGACCAGCCGGUUUUUGUUCCUUUGUUGACGGGUCACAUGGCCGGUGGACUUAAAGUUAGGGUGUUCAAGAGAGUUUGAAUAUUAAUUAAUUUUGUAUUAUAAUUUCUAGUACACACUGUUCAAGUAAAUUGUAGGAUGUAAAUUGAGAUAAUUUUGUAUAUAUAUAUAGUUUUGGUGAUAGUGCCCCC
This is a messenger RNA of Daucus carota subsp. sativus, 1768 nucleotides long. RefSeq names its product cytochrome P450 94B3. Gene Ontology annotation, molecular function: oxidoreductase activity, acting on paired donors, with incorporation or reduction of molecular oxygen; iron ion binding; heme binding. NCBI's taxonomy places the organism in Eukaryota, Viridiplantae, Streptophyta, Magnoliopsida, Apiales, Apiaceae. The coding region runs from base 66 to 1658 and encodes 530 amino acids. The transcript has a single exon. The record is from RefSeq and is a predicted model, not a curated record.